Acanthopagrus latus (yellowfin seabream) is the source of this 5700-nucleotide messenger RNA. It is a transcript of the gene zc3h11a, whose product is annotated as zinc finger CCCH-type containing 11A. The transcript has 16 exons. Lineage: Eukaryota; Metazoa; Chordata; Actinopteri; Spariformes; Sparidae. The record is from RefSeq and is a predicted model, not a curated record. Gene Ontology annotation, molecular function: metal ion binding. The coding region runs from base 1887 to 4619 and encodes 910 amino acids.
UUUUGCUUCAGUGCCGCUGCGACAGUCAACGAGCAGGGACGGACUCUUUCUAAGACCACAUUUUAAAAAUAUAUUUUUUAAAAUUGAAACUGGUAAUUAAGACUGCAUACACUGUUUUCACAAUAUACCCGGCUGUUACAGUGCAGCGUUAGAAUAUAUAAAGAGUGAAUACCACAGUAACGACAAAAUAAAAGCUAACGCUAACGAUAAGGUCGCGAAAGAUUGGUGGAUUCGGUAGGCCUCUGUUUUGUAGCAUUCGCUAAAAUAUUGAUUACGAUUAUACUUUUUCAGUUGUUGAGCAUAUAACAUACAUAGUCUUCUGUAAACAGUGACUACGGAGCAAGGGUUACUGAAAUUAAAACUUACUCUAUUAUUUUGGAUAUUUAGCUGACAAUCUAAUAUUUGCCAAUCUCUAUACAGUAAGUCAGUGUGUUUCGUCAUUGCUGGGAAUCGCUCUCAGUUCGAUCCAGCUAGCUUUGGGCUACUUUUUAUUAAACAGUAAGUAUGUGAUUGUUUCAUUGACUGUCUUGGUUUAUAAGCUUGACCAAACGUAUCUAAUGGCAACAUUGAAUGUGACCUGUAACAUAUCUUGUAUGCCAAGAAACGUCGACUAAGAUCAGCUGUCGCAGAUAUUUUACCCGUAACGCUGUUUUAAGAUGAACGACUACCGUUAAUGUUGUGACCCUAGACAGAUUGUUUAAGUUCUACGUGUGUCGGUACAUUUAUUAAAUGUUAUUUUCGUGUAAAUGCUAUUUUGUUACUUAAGAUUGCAUUUUCCCCGUCCCUUAAGAUGGAAGCCAGAGUUGUAGUUCUUCAGGCUUAUCAUCAGUUAAGAACUAACGUUAAGUCGUCCAUGUCUAGAGUAAAUAAACAGCCCAGGUCCGGGCUUCAGAUAAUUGCAAAUUCAAAUGUUCUCUAUUCUAGUGUAGAUAACGGUACUUGAGCUUUGCAAACAUGGGUUGAUUCAGCAUUAUAUUGACAGUGAGUUUGUCCACUAAGCUGGACCUCUGGUCCAACCUAGUAAGCUAGAAUUCUGUUUACUCGGAUGUCCUUGCUGAGAGCAUGUUGUCUCAGAAUGCUUUUUGUACAUCAUCUCUGUUGAAAUGUCUCAUUUGUAUUUGUGCAAAUCUGCCUCUCUCUUAAUAACCUCUUUUCAGUUCUAUGGGAAGUGUUUUUGAUUGAUUUAUAGGUUUAAAACCAUCCUCUUGGCCCAUUGUGGGAAUCCCUGGAUAUGGAUAGCUUGCCCCCCCUUCAGAAUACUUUGGCAGAAGAUUUUUUUUUUUCUCUUCAGCUUUGGUAAUCAACAGCUGAAAAUCUCUAGAAGUUUGAAUGCCCUUUUUUCAGCUGCAUCAAAUGUCACCAGGUGUGCAAAAUCCUUCCAAGCCCAUGAAGAAGCUGAAGAUUUUUUUUUCACCCACCAUCCAACCUUUAACCCUUUUUUUUCCACCUCAAUUUAAGCAUUUUUGGAUCUAUUUUUUUUAUUUGCUGGCUGUUUAUGUCCCCAUAUUUCUUUCUUUACAUUGGUUACACCUAUUAAAAAACAUAAUUUAAAAAAAUCCCCCAAGGACUCUAUUGCACCCACCAUCAGUAGUGUUUAGCAGUCUGGCGGAGAUAAAGAUGUCUCAGAGAGUCUCAAAAAAGGGAUGUCGUAGGAAGACAAGUGUCUCUGGGCGACCCACCCCCCUUUUCCUCUUAUCUCACGGAUCAAGUGUUCCUUCAGGACUCCAUACCACCACGGAGACACCCUGCCAGCAGUGCGUUCAAGAGGGAGACAUCUUCUCAGCCACCUCAGGGAGAGUCCUGUUGGCCCUGAAGAGAACCAGCUGCUGGAUUUAAAGGUCAUAACCUCAUCCCCUCCGUCACUCAAGACACAUACCAGCAAUACUAUGACCAACCAUGGAGAUGACUGCUACUUCUUCUAUUAUUCCACCUGCACUAAAGGGGACAGCUGCCCCUUUAGACACUGUGAGGCAGCCAUGGGCAAUGAGACCAUCUGCAGCCUCUGGCAGGAGGGACGCUGCUUCCGUACUGUGUGCAAGUUUCGCCACAUGGAGAUCACAAAAAAUCGAAAGGAGAUACCUUGUUAUUGGGAGAACCAAGCAGCCGGCUGUCAGAAGCCACACUGUGCCUUCUUCCAUGAAAGGCCCCGCUACAUUGAUGGCUCGUUUGUCCCACCUGAUAAAAUUCAAAGCAAGAACAAGGAGCAGCCGCUUGAGGAACCAGCUCUCCCACCAGUUGCCCCUCUUCCCACUGCAGCCAAUCCCCAGCUCAGAGGGAUCAUCAAGACAGAAGCUCAGGAGCCAGUACCGAGUCCCACCCACCCACCAGUGGUGAUUAAUCCAGCAGAUGAUGAUGAAGAUGAGGAUGAUCCAGUCUCAGAGGAGGGAGAGGAUGGCAAGGUUGGGCCUUCUCCUAGAAAACUACCCAAAUCAGGUGAUUCAUUGAACUUUGGAGUGAGCACCUUAGAAGAGAUCAGGCUGAGGAAGGCCCUGAAGGCCAGCAUGAAGAGAGCUGGUUACCCUGUCCAGAGUCCUGAUACCUCAGCCAGCGGAGAGAAAGAAAACAGACAGUCAAUUUUUCAACCAGUCCUCUAUGAGGCGAGAGAUGGUCCACUUGUCUUUGAAGAGACCGUCAGACCAAGAGGCAGUGUGGCUGAAAGGCUUGGCAGGAAGAUACCCCACUCUGGUGGAAUAAGUGUAGAAGCCGUUCCACUGAAAAGGAGUCUGGCUGAGCGUCUGGGAAGAGUUGUGGACGGGGAGGAGCCAGUAAUGCCCCUGCAGAAGGCUUUGAAGCCGAUUAAGGAAAGACUUGGAUUGUCUGCUGGAUCUGUUGCAGCGCAACCAGCUGAAACCAAAGCAGAGCCAAAGAAAGCUCCUGAGCAGAUCCGCAUCAAAACUCUGGAGGAGAUCAGACAGGAGAAGGCAGCAAAGUCUCAGUCCAAAGAUGGCCCUUCAGUCGGGGCUCAUGAAAUCAACAAUACGAAAACAGCCAAGGGUGUGAAACGAGCAAUCACCAAUAGAGAUCACUCUAUCACUCACAUCAAAACAUUUUCCGAGAUCCUUCAUGCCAGGAAGAAAAGACAGGAUGAACAGCAGGGGCAGAGCCCCAGCCCCAAGAAAGCCAAGCACACUGUGGAGAAAGCUCCAGGCAAGAGCCAGGGAGAGUGUAAUUCAGCUGGGCCUUGUCAAAAGGCCAUAAAUGUGGAGGGAGUCAGAGUAAAGACCCUGGAGGAGAUCCGCAGGGAGAAGGCAGCAAGGCUUCAGGUUCAGCAGGCACUGGAGGCUGAAAACAAGAGCUCUGAUACUGAGAGCAGUGCAAAGAAGCCUCGUCUACUGCGCAUCAAGAAACUGGCUUCCCAAACAGGAAACAUCACAUCAGAAGAGAAGAGUGCUGAAGCGACAGAAAGGCUACUGGAAUCUCCUACUCUUUCUCCUGAGACAACCAUCGCCUAUGGUAACAAUGUCAAGGUCAAGACCUUUGAAGAGAUCAUGCGGGAGAAACGCUUUCGCAAGAAGGAAAUGGAGGACCAGGCCAAAGGCUCAGGUGAAGCAGAACCCUGUCAGAAUCAGACCGCUGAAGGAACGCUAAAGAGGAAGGUUCCUGCUAAAGACAGUCUUACAACGCCAGGCUCUUCAUCACUUUCCUCCACCACUCCGGCCCCUGACAAUACCCUUCCAGACCAAAAGGUCCCUGUUCGUAAACUGAUCCCCCUCAAAUCCAAGAGUUCUUCACCUCUGAACAGCAGCAGUACUCCUCAUACAAGAGGAGCUGGUGUUACCUCAGUUCCUGUGAAGCUGAGCUCUUCUCCACUAAAAGAUGAGACUGAGUCUUGCUCACAGAGCCCCAACAGCUCAAGGGAGAACCCACACAAAAACAAAAGGAGCUCCACCACAUCUUCACCAGCCAAGCAGACCAGACCAGCUCCUCAGAGUCCUGCUGCAGACACCCCUACUGCUGAGAAAACACUCAACGGUAAACAGAAGAAUUCUCCAGAACACACUACAGACACCAAAGUGAGGCCCAAACUGAAUGUGAAGCCGUCUGUCAUGAAGCCUGCCGUGCAGGUGAAACCUGGCCAGAAGAGGAGAGGAGCAACGCGGUCUGCUGUGGCUGCUGUUAAACCUCUGAACAGUGCCUCCACACUGCUGGAGGAGCCACUGCAGGGGGUGACAUGCAGAGACACACAGGUGUUCCCAUCUUCCAGUGCAGAGGCUCAGCUGAGCUCUGCUGUUCCCUGUAGUCCCAGCACCUUGUUGGAUUCGGGCUCUAGCUCCAGCCCACUGAGAGAGGAGCUCCAGACUGUCCCUGUCUUCAAACAUGGUCUGAACCAAGAAACCAAGCCGACUGUCAGUGUUGCUGCUGCCAGAGACGCCUGUGCAGUCCCCCAGAGCCUUUCUGUACAUUUCAGCCCAGUGCUGAAGACUCCCACUCAACCCAAAUCACGAAGAACAAGCGUAGCUGCAUCUUCCUCCAGUGCUGCCGCCUCCAGCUCUGUUGUGGAUGACUUUGAGGAGCUCAUCAAUGAAUUCACUGAGGACCAUUUGGAGGGGGAAGACGUGGACCCUGGCAUUGGAGAGGAUGACCUGUUACAGGAACUGUCAGAGAUGAUUGACAGCUGAGGGCUCCAUCAAGCACAAUCACAGCCACACCGCAACUGGUCACCCACGCCCUUGUCUUGUGACUAUAUUUCCUAGAAUUGAAGAACAACAGUAACUAUCUUCCAUGGAGUGCUUUUUAAUUUUGUUUUUCUUAAAAGUUGAUCUUAUUUUAAUCUUGAGGUUCAUAUUUUUUUUUCUGUAAUUGGAGACAUCUUCUCUUCUUUAAUUUCUUCCGCAUUAGAUUAUCUGAUGGCCCAGGGAUUGUUUCACAAGGAUUAGAUGUUUUAAUUUUUUUUUGUUCUUGGUUUGUGUUUUAUAUCAUGUUGUUCCAUGAUCAACGUUUUUCAGAAAAAAAGCUGUGAAGAACAUCCUGUCAGGAACUCCUGGAAGUUAAAUGUUGGGAAUGAUGAAUGUAUCACCUGAGAGAGAAGUCAUUUGUGUAUACUGUGUAUGCAAAGGGAAUGGCAAGCUAAUUAUAGAAAUAAUGAAUUCUGCUGCACUUAGAGUAGCCUGCCCUCAACUACAUGUAUUUUUUUGAAUGUCUGUUAGUGGACAAGACAUCUGUUGCCAGCUAAAUCCCAGAUUAUGACAUAAAAAUCAAUCUUAGUCCAACUAUGACCCAGUCAGCAAAGCUCAGGUCAGAAUCUAAGAGAAUAUGUCCAAAGUUCAUCAGUCUUUUUACUGUUUGGUUGUUUUAUCCAUCAGGUAUACGUGAUCUAUAGAUUUUCUUAUGGAGUGCACCUUCUGCCUGUGACUUUCCUUUAGUGGUUUUAUAAUAUUUGACUUUUUAAACCAGUUUGUUUAUUCAGUGGGCAUAAUUUGAAACAAGUCUGGGAUAAGUGCUCUCUGGUAUUUGUAAUGAACACCUCAGGGACUUUAGUAGUUUAUAUGUUCUUUAUAUUAUUGGCAAACACUGUAUUUCAGUUCUACAAUGCUGUUUUCAGUUGCCUUUUUCUCCUUUUUGUUGUUGAGAAAAGAAACUGAUGUUUGGUCUUAAUACAUGUUUGCUCUGUCCUGACCCUUUCCCACAAAUAUACUGUUCGAAGUAACCUGUACAAAUAACCAUGUAAAUAAAAUUUAAAAAAAAAACAAUGUAAUGACA